AUGGCGGCCGAGGGAGAGUACGAGUCCAUCCUGUGCGUUAAACCCGAUGUCAACGUCUACCGCAUCCCGCCACGAGCUUCAAACCGGGCAUACAGGGCAGCUGACUGGAAGCUGGAUGCUCCUGACUGGUCUGGUCGAAUGAGGAUCACAGCGAAAGGCAAAGUGGCGUUCAUCAAAUUGGAGGACAAAGUCUCAGGGGAGCUGUUUGCCCAGGCACCAGUCAAAGAAUAUCCCGGCGUCGCCGUGGAAACCGUCAGCGAUUCCAGCCGAUACUUUGUUCUGAGGAUACAGGAUGAUAACGGUCGCAGUGCUUUCAUCGGCGUUGGCUUUGGGGACCGAGGGGACGCGUUCGACUUUAACGUGGCUUUGCAGGAUCAUUUCAAAUGGGUGAAGCAGGAGAAUGAACUCAGUAAAAGCGCUCAGCUUGGAGAUUCAGGACCAAAGCUGGACUUGGGCUUUAAGGAGGGACAGACCAUCACACUCAACAUAGGGCAAGGUAAAAAGAGGGAUAAGCCCCGCUCUCAAGGCGCAGCUGGGUUUGGACUCCUCCCACCGCCACCUGGAGGCAAGAUAGCUCCUCCCCCUUCAUCAGGCUCAUCCAAUCACAACAUAGUCCCGCAGACAGGCGGCACAGCAACAGGCUGCCUGCUGGAGCUGGACAGUAGUAACUCUAACACAGUGCUUCAGUCCAACCCUAGUUCAGAUCUUUGGGGAGAUUUCUCUGCUCCUGCAAGCUCCGUUCCGCCUCCAUCGCGGCCACAGAACACCACCAACUGGAUCCAGUUUUGAGUCGGCGGCGGCGCGUUCACGUCGGUUGUGAUUUGUCAUCUCACCUGCAUCUGUGUCCGUCGCUUCCUGUGCAUCACGCUGAGAGUAACUCCCACACACUGGUCCCACAGCAGAAACACCACAGAGCUGUAGAGUCAUUUCACUCACAGAGAGUUUGAUUUCUGUCCAAUAUCCCCGAUAGGAGACGAAGCAUUAACGAGCUAAAGCCAUCAACGUGAUAUGAGCCAUUUCCAAUAAUAUUUAAGGGCUAUGUGUGACGUCCUGAGUAGCAAGUGUUCCUCCUCUGUGUGUCUGCAUCGCCUCCCCAGCAGGUGGCCCUCUGAGCAGAGCUUCACCUUUGAUCUGGAGUGUAUUUAUUUAUUUUUUUGUCUCUGCAGCAGCUCCCCCUGCAGGCACAGCAGACUACUACACCUCAACGAGACACAGCUGCUUUCUGCAACCUGCUGUGAAAUUUGCUACAAAGCUGCUCAACACAUGUUAAAGGAAGGAAAUUGAGACCAUUUUAUAAUGUUCUAGGAUUGGCGCUUGAUGUAAUUUUUUUUGUCAGACAGCCUUAUUGGAUGAAUGAAUUUGAGAUUACAGCAGUGGUUAAACUGAUUAGAAUAGAAAUAUGUAAAGGAAAGAACAUUUUGUGACACAUAAUGUCAUAAGGAAGAAUUGUUUUCCUCUAAGAAAAAUAAGAUUUUUCAAAUGAACUAAGUAUCUAAUGUGCAAUUUGAUGCCAAAUUCAUAAUGUAGAUCCAUUUAUGGAUGCAGUUUAUAAGCAAGUGGCAGUAAAAUGAUGUUAUCUCAAAUCUGCUUAAAUGACCUUUAUCAGAUUAUCACAGGAGUCACUUAAAGCUGGAUGAGAUACUAUAGGUAACAUAUAUACGAGGUGCAGUCACACUGCUUAAAUCUUGAAAAUUUCUGUUUACAAUUUAAAGUCAUGUGUUAUUGUUUACUACUGGGUACUUUUUUGUUGUUGUUGUUGUGGCAAUACUGAAAUCAGUAGCCAAAUCCAGACAUGGAUUCUUUGCUGUCAUUUAUUUGCAUUUUUAGAAAAAGCUAAAAAGAAUUAAAUGUCUUUCUGCUCAGUCGCUGCCGUUUGUCUGCUGGCAGUAAAUUGAAACCACUUAAAUAAUUCACCCCAAUCAAUUUUUUUGACCUUCUCUAGAAACUUGUAGUUAAUUUACCCACUUCAUAGUCCAGCUGAAAUGAGACGAAGCAGAUCAGCGAGAUGUAGGACUCAUUAUCAGAACGUCCUAUUUUACCCUGAAAGAAAUGUUUUUUUUUUUUUGUUUUUUUUUUAUUACAUCCUCGUAGAAAAGGCAGGUCGUACACUCUGCAUAGCUGCACUUUAUGCAUUAAAUAUGCAGUUUGCAAUUAUUGUCACCCACAUUUAAAGUUUAAUGUUGAGGGAGCUGCUGCAUCUCCCAAACAGUCCCUCUCAAAUGAAUGGUCAUGACAAAACAGACGGGGUACAAAUUGAGUUUCCUGCUUUUUCGUGUUUGUGAAAGGACCAUGAGGACUUUUUUUUUCUUUGGAAAAAUGUUUAGGGAGCUGCAGUUUAAAUGCACAGACAGUCCUGUGGUGAACUCUGGAGGAAUGUACCGCGUUCAGUUUGACAAUCUGAGGAGAGCAUUUGGAAUUUAAAAAGGAACAAUUUGGGAACUGUGCUUCUUCACUGUCUAGCUAAGAAGAUCGAUAAUCAUUCACAUGUGUGCUUUAAACAAACUGGAGUCAGCAGCUAGUUAGCUUAGCUUUGCUUAGCUUAGCUUAGCAUAAAUGCUGGUUACAGGGGGAAACACCUGUAAAGCUCACUUGUAUAUUGUGUUAAAUUAACCCCAAAUGCCAACCUGUUUCUUCAAAUCCCCAUAAUGCCGAGUAAACGAUGUGCUAAUCCUCUUGUGGCCUGGAAAAUUAAAAACUGCUCCCUUAUCGAAGUGAUGCUGUGAGAGCUUCAAGUCUCAGCGCUGACGGCAGGAAAAGCUAAAUGAUUGUGUUUGCUCAUGAAUGUCUUAAUGGCAGCAAAUGAAAUGUUUCAUCUUUGGCUGGUUGUGAAUUAAGAUUGUGUUUACAGGACCUUUGACAUAUAAAGCUGUUUUGACUGUGAAUUAAUUUGCAUAGAUUUUAUUUUAUUUUUAAAGAUUUGCUGUGAUCAAAUCACAUGAACUGUAUUUAAAUUGGCAUUAAGAUAUAGGGCUGAUUGAUAUGAUUCGUUGACAUGUGUGUUGUGUUUACAUUGCUCGCACUGCUGGCUAAACUUUGGGGAAAAAACAUGUCUCCCAUUCCUCACUCAUUCCACUCUUGCUGUAAAAUCACCAGACUAACACCUUUGAUUUAUGAUCAAUUUAAUGAGAAAGAGGCAAUAAAUCCUUUCAAAGGA
This is a messenger RNA of Stegastes partitus (bicolor damselfish), 3154 nucleotides long. RefSeq names its product NECAP endocytosis associated 1 (gene necap1). Bases 1 to 789 code for a protein of 262 amino acids. Lineage: Eukaryota; Metazoa; Chordata; Actinopteri; Pomacentridae. Gene Ontology annotation, biological process: endocytosis. The record is from RefSeq and is a predicted model, not a curated record. The transcript is spliced from 8 exons. Gene Ontology annotation, cellular component: clathrin vesicle coat; membrane.